AUGGACACUAAGUUGCCAGAGUUCCAACACACUGCCAUCGAGCAGAUCAGAGGCAUCCACUCGCGUAUCCACGACAGCUUCCACUCGCAAAAGACCAAGCCUUUGAGCUGGCGCGUAACUCAGCUUCGCAAGCUAUGGUGGGCUAUCAAGGAUAGAGAGCAGCAGCUCGGCGAAGCUCUGCAGCGCGAUUUGGGCAGACCUUUCUACGAGGCUUACCUUACAGAGAUUGGUUGGGUCUUGAACGAUAUCAUCUUCACCGUCAACAAUAUCGAGAAGUGGGCUAAGGAGGAGGCUGCGAGUGAUGUGCCGCUUACUUUCAUGGCCAUGCGACCUCGUGUCCGCAAGGAGCCACUGGGCACUGUCUUGAUCCUUGGUGCUUUCAACUUCCCUGUCCAGCUCUCACUUGGUCCGCUCAUUGGAGCUAUCGCUGCUGGUUGCACCGCUGUUCUCAAGCCCUCGGAAAGCUCGCCCUACACCGCCGCCCUCCUACAAGAAGCCAUGGAAGCCUCGCUCGACUCUUCAGCCUACAUCUGCGUACAAGGUGCCAUUCCAGAGAGCAGUGCUCUGUUGGAGCUCAAAUGGGACAAGAUCUUCUACACCGGUUCGGCCACCGUUGGAAAGAUUAUCGCACAGAAAGGAGCUGAGACAUUGACACCCGUUACACUUGAACUCGGUGGUCGCAACCCAGCCAUCGUUACGAAGAAUGCCGACCCUCGUCUUGCUGCCAGACGCCUUCUUUGGGCAAAGGGCUUGAAUGCGGGUCAGGUGUGCGUCAGUCAAAACUACAUCUUGGUAGACAAGGACGUCUUGCCAUUCCUAGUCAAGGAGCUCAAGACCGCCAUCAAGGAGUUCUACCCUGACGGGCCUAAGGAGAGCAAGGACUUUGGUCGUAUCGUCAACUCCCGCCAAUUCGAGCGUCUGAAGAAGAUGCUCGACUCGACCAAAGGCGAGAUCCUCUACGGCGGAGAAAUGGACGCAGAGACCAACUACAUCGCCCCUACUAUCGUUCGUGUUUCAUCGACAUCCGACUCCCUUGUCGUAGACGAGUCUUUCGGUCCUUUCAUCCCCCUUCUUGCUGUUGACAACCUCGAUGAAGCCAUCCGUAUCGCAAAUGAAGUCCACAGCACACCCCUCGGCCUCUACGCUUUCGGCAGCAAAGCAGACACCAAUCGCAUCCUCUCAGAAACUCGUAGCGGUGGCGCAAGUAUCAACGACGGCUUCACUCAUGCAUCUUUACCCACCGUUGAGUUUGGUGGUGUCGGUGACAGCGGCGCUGGCUGCUAUCGCGGUAAAGCCUCCUUCGAUUGCUUCACUCACCGUCGCGUCGUUACAAACACACCUGCUUGGGUAGAGAGUUUGUUGAGUGUCAGAUAUCCUCCCUACAAGGGCAAGUUGGCACAGUUGAAGAGAAUGAAUGACUUUGCACCAAACUUUGAUCGCGAGGGCAAGGUUAUUACGUUUGGUCUGGUGGGAAGGCUACUUGCGCUGGGUGGAGCUAGUUUGGGACAAGGUGUCAAAAGAUGGCUGGUCCUGUUUGUUCUGGCAUUUGGUGUGAGGUAUGGACAGAUGCUUGGUCUGCAGGAGAGACUCAAGAGAACUUGA
Aureobasidium namibiae CBS 147.97 is the source of this 1602-nucleotide messenger RNA. Its product is annotated as aldehyde dehydrogenase. The transcript has 2 exons. Gene Ontology annotation, biological process: aldehyde metabolic process. Lineage: Eukaryota; Fungi; Ascomycota; Dothideomycetes; Dothideales; Saccotheciaceae. The coding region runs from base 1 to 1602 and encodes 533 amino acids. Gene Ontology annotation, cellular component: cytoplasm. The record is from RefSeq and is a predicted model, not a curated record. Gene Ontology annotation, molecular function: aldehyde dehydrogenase (NAD+) activity.